CCAUUGGCAUCGAUCGCGAGGCCGCUGGCGAUAGCGCGUGGGUGCCGCCAUCGCGCGUCGACACGACAAAAUCGCGUGAGAGGCCCAAUGAAGAUGGCCGUUACAACGGGGUACAACUAGUUUUUGACGGUGUUUCGUGCGGUUCACGCGCGAUCACCGCGAACCCAUCAUCGAAUAAUUACUCUUCAACAGUCGAAUAAGAUCGAUUCGCGUAACGUUAUCAUCGUGAGAGUAGCCUGUCAUCGACAAGGUGUCAGCCGACAAAGGAGCCACUGACAGGAAUGACUAACGAGUGGUCUUGAAGCCGUGUAAAUAAUACAAAUCGCAUCCCAAUCAUCCUGGAAAAUUGGUGCUGAGGAAUGUAGGUGACGAGAGCACUGAUCAUAAUAACAACAUUACAAUGACGAGUGAGGAUCUACUGCAGCCGGGACAUGUGGUCAAAGAGAGAUGGAAAGUUAUAAGGAAAAUUGGCGGUGGUGGGUUCGGAGAGAUUUACGAGGGCCUGGACUUGCUGACCAAAGAACAAGUGGCCCUCAAAGUCGAAUCAGCCCGACAGCCGAAGCAAGUUCUUAAGAUGGAAGUUGCCGUCCUCAAAAAACUUCAGGGUAAAGACCACGUUUGCCGCUUCAUCGGCUGUGGCCGUAACGACCGAUUCAACUACGUAGUGAUGCAGCUGCAGGGUAAAAACCUGGCAGAGCUUCGCCGAGCCCAACCUCGCGGUGCAUUUUCCCUCUCCACAACACUCCGUCUCGGUCUUCAAAUCCUAAAAGCAAUAGAAAGUAUCCAUCAAGUGGGCUUCCUCCACAGGGACAUAAAACCCUCGAAUUUUUCAAUUGGUCGUCAUCCGUACAACUGCCGUGUCGUCUACAUGCUGGAUUUCGGUCUUGCUCGUCAAUUCACCACUGGCACAGGUGAGGUGCGUCCAGCGCGUGCAGCAGCUGGUUUUCGUGGUACUGUUCGCUAUGCCUCAGUGAACGCCCACAGGAACAAGGAGAUGGGUCGUCACGAUGAUCUCUGGUCGUUGUUCUACAUGCUGGUGGAGUUUGUCAAUGGUCAGCUACCCUGGAGAAAAAUCAAGGACAAGGAGCAAGUGGGAAUUCUCAAAGAGAAGUACGAUCAUCGUUUGCUGCUCAAGCAUCUGCCAUCUGAUCUUCGUCUCUUCCUGGAGCACAUCCAGAAUCUCCAGUACGCCGACAAGCCGGACUAUGCGAUGCUGGCGGGUCUCUUUGAGCGCUGCAUGAAGCGUCGAGGUGUCAAGCUGAAUGAUCCCUACGACUGGGAGAGAAUAUCAAUUGCUAAUGAGGGAUUACCAACGACAAGAUCAUUGCCGACAGUAACAGCACCACCAGCACUCACCACAGCCACCACCAUCAAUCAGCCUCCAACGACACCAAAUGUCGACACCAACAAUCAGGAGAAUGUGGAGCCAGAUAACAGAAAAGAAGCAAAAAUGGACCUGGAGAGCCUCUGCAGACUUCUGCUGGGAAACGAUGGCUCUCCAGUGCCCUUUACUUCAGCGAUCAGUAAUCAUGGUAGAGAUAAGAAUUGCAAUGCUACCAUUCAGAUAACAGAUAAUACACAUCAGCAGGCUGGACAAGUUGCUGCCACUCCUCCUGUUCAGGGAUCACCUAAGAAGAGAAGAGCCGUCUCGAUGGCGGUGGAGCCACAGUCACCAGUGCCACCUGUUGAAAAACAGGUUGAUAACGAGGGGGAUGCUCUUAUGGCAUCAGCAAGAUCAGCUUCGGAAGUCGCAAGGUCCAAGACUGUUGCCAAUGCUGCCACACCUCUCAGGAAAUCAGCUAGUGGUGCGACAUUUGCGAGGCUCAGAGUUGUUGCACCACAGGAGAGCAACUCCGGCGAGCCACCCAGUCCGAGGAUACAGACUGAGGUUGAUGCUUCCUAUUGCUCGUACGAUGUUACGAAUACCAAGCAGGGAAAUCAGAGCCCUGUAACUGAGCAAAGGGAACCACUCAGGAGGGAGCUGAGAAGGAGGGCUGAACAAAGAUCACAGCCCAGGGCUGGAAGAUCUACUGUCAGGGAUUGUUCCAUCACACAGUUUGCGCAGAUUGAUGAUGAUAAUGUCUCUGCACUGCAGCAAGUGACAAGGGGAGGUGGGGGACUUACAUUGGCGUCACAGUGGAAAUCACAGUUCGAUGACUCGGAGGAGACUGAUAAUGAGUGGAAGGGGGAGAAUCUGCAGAGUCCGGAGCACAAGGGGACACCGCCUUCCAUCGUGCCGCAGUCCACAGUUGAUAAUGAGGCAGUAGCCACUGCCCGUUCCACCACUGGCACCCACGAAGCUAGAUCCCCCGUGGGUCAGGCAUUGUCUAUAACAGGGAAUAUGUCUCAGCAGGCAGCACUCAGUACGAUACAGACAGUAUUGUCGAGAAUAAGUGAAGAUUCACCGAGACCUGGUGCACCCAGGCGAUGCCUGAAUAUUACGGGAAUCGAGAAGUAUCCGGAUCUCCAGGGUGCACUACCACGUGCAUGGAGCGUACCGGCGCUGGCGCCACACGUACGAACUCAUCUUGAAGCACCGUUGGUACAACAAGCUGCCUUCGACGAUCUUCUGUACGAAGUUGACGUGAUGUGGAACGUAGCAAUGCGCCAUGACGAACCAAAGGACAGUGCAAUAACAAGAAGAGCUAGUGUACCAGCAGUGGCAUUCACAUCGUCAGGUGUUAUGAUGAAUGGUGAGGAAGAGGAAGAGGCAGUUGCUGGACGCCUUGAGAUACGAGUUGUCGAUCCAACAGUUGGUGCUACUGUCGUUCAAACGACUGCCGACAAGGAACCUAUUCAUAAAAAAUUGACAAAUGGCACAACAGGGAGUCCCGCGAGCCCCAAUCCCGGCCCCGAGGAGUCGUCAAUAUACUACGAUGCAACAGAGAGUCGUGUGAACACGAGCAAUACAUCAAUUAAUAAAGUUGUGACAAAUUCAACACCGUUGCCGACAAAUAACGCAGUCCUUCGUGAAUCAAGAGACAAUAAAGACCGUGAUACGACUGGUAGACCACAUAGUGUCCACAGUAAAAUACCAGUGCCAGUGAAAAGUCCACGAUGCUCGCUAUCAGAAUCCACGCCAGAUCAAAAUACUCCCAAUACUGGCAAAACUGGGACUACCAGUGAAAUUGACAAAUCCGGGGGAUCCUCCACUCAGUCCAGGGAAAAGGAUUCCGCAAUGAAGGGAAAGCCCUUGUCAGUCCAUACGGAAGCGCCUGCCCUGCGACGAUGCGCCACAUUGCCCGAUGCAAGACCCAGUCCUCCAUUAUUAACGUCCACCAGCUCCACCGAGGACGAGAAUCUGACCGGCUGUACCCCGGCCCUACGCCGGCGUAGGCAGAGUGAGAAAUACGUGACAGACGCUAGUCAAUUGAAUUUGAGAUUCCAAAGGCCCCAGCGUCGUGCAAGACCAAAUUCCGAGGUGCUACCGAGAUUUUACCCUCGUGGUGUGCCCUCAUAUCUACUCGAUACAGGUAAAAGAAAUGACGAGAGCAGCGAUAAUGACUCGGACAGCAGUGGAGCGCCAGUAUCCCAACCACCACUUCCACCAUCAUCAUUGCCACCUCAUGUGGCUGAGAACAAUGCUAGAUGCAGACGAUUCAGACCAGUCCCAGAGACAGCGAUCAGCAGAGAGUCGUGAGACUUGCUGAUGAAAAUGACAAAUGGUAUUGAUUCACAUCACAAUCAGCAGAGUUCUACCACAGCCGAAUAGGAAUGUGAUAACCUAUUGGAUAAAAAAAAAUUAAGUAAUUAGAUGAUUUUUUCUAGUAAGUGACUCAUAGUCAUGACAGAUAUCUUAUUUGGCUGAUGCAAGUGAGAAUUAUCAUUCCCAAUAACUGGGGAUAAAUGGGUAUAACGUACUUACCGUACCCCUGCGGUGUGAUUUCGUCGGAAAAUUAUCCAUUGGAGAGUGUUUUUAUUUUAAUGUCGAUUGGAGGAACGAGUGAGGGGACUCAAACGAUACUUGUACGGGACAGGGCAGUUUUUAAUGUCUCUGUACGUAUACAAACAUUUUGUAGAAAGACCUAGCGCUUUCUUCGAGAUUUUUUUGUGAAUUAUUCUUGGAGUUUCUUGAGACUGUUCUUGAAAAAUUCUAUUUAUUUUUGAAUUACAAAUUUUUACUUAAAGUCGUUUAAAAGUUAUUCAAAAUCAUUGUGGAUUAUUUAAUAUUAUUUCAAUUCAAAAUUAUGCAGCACUUCCGAGCAUUUUUAAAAAGUCUAAAACCCGAUAGUCAAGACAAUUUUUCCUUUUUCGUUGAUUUUUAUUGAGAGCCAAAUAUCUUCAAUCGAAUUAACACAAAAAAAAAUGGUUUUCACUUGAACAAUUGUUUUUUUGUAUAAUUUCUCGGAGAAUUCCCUGAAGAAAGUGCUAGAUUUACCUACUGAAUUUAUUUCCCACGUGUGAUAACGUGAAUUCACGAAAAGCUCACAUCCUUUUUUGUUUACGACUACUUUAAGUGAGGGAGAGGUUGUUUUGACGUUUUAUUAGUUUAUUGCAUUACGAUUGCAAUACCGUCUCAGUCAUUCUAGCUAUUUUAUGGAUCUCUAACAAAUGGGAAAUAAUCUGUACAAAAAAAUGAAAAAGAAGGAAAAAAAAAAUUAGUGAAUUCCAUACGAUUCUCAUUUUUAAAUGCUUUAUCGGAUUAUCGAAUGAUACUCGUGUUAAUGAAGGUAUUGGAGUGACGAAUACGAUAGUGAAUGUAUGACACUUGACCUUGUCUGUGCACUGAAAUCCCAUUGCCAGGUGGUUCGCCCAUAACUUCAAGAGAGUCUGAAGGAUCAACUGAAUUUAACAAUUUCAUAUUUUUACCUAGCGCCAUUUUUUUGUGUAAGGGCUGUCUUCAAGUGGAGUUACGUGAUCAGAUUGAUUUGCCUAAUUACAGACAAAAUAAUUUUUUUUAGUUUUAUGAAACUCUAUGUCCAACAUGCACUUAUCAUUACCAUACAUCAGAAAUUAGAUUUCAUUGAGAUCAAGAAAUGAUUUUCUCUGUAAUUAAAAGAGCCAAUUGGCUCACGUGACCCCUCUUGAAGAUUUCCCGUAAUUUAGAAAAGAAAUUGAUCUUUAUCCACGACCAUCAUCAUAGUUUUAAAGCCCCAACACUCUUUUUUUGGGUCUAUUGUGGAACUUAAUAAUCACUAAAAAAUGUGGAUAAUUAGAAAGGCUUUCGUGCAGUUGUGUGUGGCCUGUGGUUAUUUAAUCAUAACCAGAAAAUGGUGAACGAAAAAUAAGACGAGGCAGUGUUCUCCUUGUUAGAUUAUAUAAAUAGAGAAUAAUGGGGGAUUUGGGCGAGUGUGCUAGUCUCGAUGGAUCCAACUUAUUAAUUUCAACAGAAUGCAACAAUUUUUUUUUUUAAUGAACGUUUCAACCUUAGGAGAACUCUCUAGACGUAAUGAAAGAGAAAACUGAUACUAAACAGCUAGAAUUCCUCUAAAUAUAAUUAGCAGCGUUCAAUGCCACGAGAUAAUUGUAAAUUGUUUUUUUCUUUUAAUCAAAAGAGUUACUUUUGAAGUGAUUAUUUUGUUCUAAUGCGUAUAUCUGCGCCAGCAUUAUUGCAUAGUGGCUCAACAGCUGAGAAAAUUUAGGGGAUAAAAAGUGAAAAAAAAUUAUUAACGCAAGAAAACAAUUAAAACAAAAACUUAUUCUAAUAAUCCUAGUCAUUUAAGAUCAGUACAAUAAUUGUUCUUGUGCAAUUGAAUAAGGAAAAUAGCAUCGUAAUGCUUCGUAUGAGGGAAAAAAAAAUGAUGAAUCAGAGGUGAAAAUUUUUAUAAAUAUUAUGAGAGCGAUAUUGCUUUGUCGUUUUAAUCAACGCCAAGUGGUUGAUUAGGUGAAACAUAUACCAAAAGAUGAUUUAAAAAAAAAGAUACAAUAUUGAUAAGGUAGAUCUGAGAUCUAGCUAUUAAUUUUUAAUGAAUUUUCCGAUGCCUCGAUGGCAGGGCAUCACGAUAAUUUGGAAGAAAGAUUAUAAAUGAGGAAGAAUGAUUAAUCAAUUUUGUCGCGCACAUCUCUUGCAAUUUAGCUAAUCAAAAUCUAGUCAACAAAGAAAAAAAAACUAAUGUACCCGCACGUUAAUCACAUGUCAACUAAUUUUUAAGUUUAAUUCGUAAUAUUAUUGUCAUAAUGUAGAAUGCCUGGUGUUUUUCAUUGACUGCAGUGCAAACUAAAUUCAGUUAGUCUUCAUCCUGUGCCAUUGAAUUCAUAACUUAUCGAUAAACAAUUUACAGAUCGAUCUGUGAAGUUGAUAUAUUAAUUUAUCGCUUAUUUAUUGAUUUUACUGUAUAGUUUCAUUUUUUACCAGCGAGCAAUAACAUAACAAUUGAUGGGGACUAUUUUCCGUCAGGGUAGUGCAGUUUUCUCACUGAUAAUCAGUUAUUUGUGGAUUUAUGGAGAGUUGUGAGAGCUGUUUCGUGAAAGAUUCGAGUGAGAGAGAUGUCAGGAGAUAAGCAAGCUACGAAAUCCAUACGAAAGGCCAAAUUAACGAUAUUUAUUAAUUAUUGUUCAUAAAUUAUUACCAAUAAUUAGGGAUUAUACAGUAUUUUUAUGGAAGACAGUGGAAUUACUUUGUAGUUGUUCGCUUCCUAGAGAGAAUACUUAAUACGUGCAAUUUAGAAUUACUUUUGGUUAAAAAUAUUAUUAUUUUUUAUUUAAUGAAUCUAUAAAUACUCGGUAUUGAAGUACACAAUUAAGGCCCCGCUAUGCCCUUGUCCGGACGUUCUCUAGACGAUUUUUCAGAUGAUUUUUGUUCUAUAAAUACAGUCGAAGGGUUUUUGGCUGAUUUUUUGUCCCUACGAAAUUUUCAAACAUUGUAAAUCUCUUUUAAAAAAAGGAAAAAUUGGGGACAUUUUUAAAGAGAUGUCAAGAUGGAGGAAAGCAAGAGUAACUGCCAAAUCUUCCAAUACAAAAGCUCUACGAAAUUAAAAAAUAUAUGUUUAUAAUUUUGGGCGAUCUCGUAGUAGCAAGAAAUCAGUUUACGAUUAGCUCAGAUUAAUUACUUUGUUGACAAAAAAAAAUUGAAAAAGAAUCUAAAUAACGUAUGGAAUGGACUAUACCCAGGUCUCAAUUGCACGAUAGAAUUAGCUUGACUGAGUGCCAGAAAAAUUAAAUUGUCAUACAGAAGUGAAUGAAAUCAUUGACAUCAUAACGUCAAGAGAAAUGUUGCAUUCCGUUGACUGUAAACCGCCCAAACAAAGCCACAAAUUUCAACUGAAACGAAUGAAUAUAAAUCAACACAAAUAAAACAGUGAGAAAUCGUCAUUUAGGUUCCUGUACAUAUUAUCAUUAUGUACCACGACCGAAUAAAUAUUAAUUAUCACCAGAAUGAUUAAUCAUUGGUUAAUAAUGAAUACGAGGGAGAAAAAUAAUUGUAUCUUUUCUUCGCUUUGUGAUUUACAUUAUAUGAAUUUAACGAAUGAAAAGCAAAAAACUAUGUUAUUACAUGUGAAAUUAUAAUCAAACGUUUGAAUUCUCUUUGAUCCGGUGAUCCGCAUGAAAGAGUGUAAAAUUCAUAAUGAUAAAUGAAAUAAGGAACCACACGUGAAACAUUGUAAUUAUUGAGUCUGCAAAUAAAGUGAACAGAUUACUAUUGUCUAUGAA
This is a messenger RNA of Diachasmimorpha longicaudata, 7590 nucleotides long. It is a transcript of the gene Asator, whose product is annotated as tau-tubulin kinase homolog Asator. Gene Ontology annotation, cellular component: nucleus; cytoplasm. The record is from RefSeq and is a predicted model, not a curated record. Gene Ontology annotation, molecular function: protein serine/threonine kinase activity; ATP binding. The coding region runs from base 401 to 3640 and encodes 1079 amino acids. NCBI's taxonomy places the organism in Eukaryota, Metazoa, Arthropoda, Insecta, Hymenoptera, Braconidae. The transcript has 9 exons. Gene Ontology annotation, biological process: peptidyl-serine phosphorylation; signal transduction.